ACAACUUUUUAACUUCACAACACAACUUGCUGCAACAUUACUGACCUUUGUAUCACACUUCACGAGAGACAAUCGAAGGUAGCGAACCUUAAAAACCGCGAGACAUAGUUCAAACGUUCACAUAAAAACCAAACAAAUAUAUAGCUUACAAACCUGUAUUAGUUGCAGGGAAUAUAUAUAAACUAUUCUUGUUUUUAUUUGGGCUUACUGCGUUCAGUAUUAUUUGACAUUUUCCAGACCUUUACGUCACUCUUAAUUUAAGGUUUUCUUGCUACGCGUCGCGUUCAACGAAUACACACCAGACAUGUCAGACUCUCCUCCGAACCCAUUUGCUCCAAAAUCGCAUCUUCCAAGAUUCUUCUCUUCCGCUACAUCGAAACCAAAGCCAUUAAGUAACGUGCGACCAUCCCCUACAACAUCUGUUGUAAAGUCACUGGCAGGAACUAAACAAUUCGCUCGCGAGAAGUCCGAAUCGUUAAUAAAAUCGCUGAGACAUGAGCUUGACUCAUGCAAAUCUGCGCUGAAGGAAGCAGAACUUGCGAACGAAAUAAAAAGUAGUCAAAUGGAAGCUCGUUUGCAGGAACAAUGUUCUUCUGAAAAGCUGCUUCGUGAACAGAUUGAACUUUUAAAAAAGGAAAACAGUGAAGUACUUACUCGACUUAAAGUGUCUGAGAAACAGUUUGCGGAUGAGAAAGUAUUGCUUCAACAGAAAGAAGCAUCACUUCAGCAAGAGUUACAGCAAGAAAAAGCCCAGUCAAGUAUCACGAUAACACAACUGACACAAAAUGUGGCAGCUAUGGAAAAAAAGGUGAUAUCGUCUGAGGAACAGUACACUUUACUAGAAAAGCAACUGAAAUUGACGAACGAAAGAAAGGAGGAAUUACAGACAAAAUAUCAAGUAGUUGUUGAAGAAUGUGACAAACUCCGUGACACCGUUACGUCUCUUGAGGAGGCAUGCAAUCUGCAAAGUGUUAAGGCGCAAGAUACAGAAAGCAUAAAAGCAUUACAAAUCCAAAACGAACAACUCCAGACAAAACUGAAUAGUUUGGAAAAACUGGUCGAUCGGCAGUCUGCCACUCUUUCUUCAAAUGCCCUUGAAAAGCAUAAUUUCAAAUUGCUAGAAGAAGAAAAAAAGUCUCUUUUGACCAAGCUUUCUGUGUUGGACGGCUUCCGGGAUAAAGUUGCUACUCUUGAAUUAAAAAACAAUGAAUUAGAAGGCAAACUACGACCAUAUUUGGAGCUAUUGGGAGAGACAAAACGAGAACCCCACGACAUAUUGCACGAGUUGUCAGCUUUAGAAAUGGAAAACAAAUCCUUACGUGAAGAAUCAAAUAGACUAACGGAAACUGUCGCAAAAUUGAAAACUGAACUAGCGGGUGCAAAUUCUGUGCCUGAACUUGAAGAAGAAAUUACAUCCUUAAACGAGACACAACGCGAAUUAGCAAUGCAGUUGCGGCGGCUAACUUUGCAGAAAGACUUAGCCUUACGAGAAGUCCACUUGCUCCGUGAGAACUUAAAAAGUUAUAGUGAAGAAGAGUCCGUCCUGUCGCCAGAGACAUACGAUAAGAAAAAGACGGAGCGCAUUGAUUCCUUGACAAAGCUAAUUGAUGACUAUAAAAGUACACUCGAAAAUGUUUCCAUAAAGCCCGAGGUAAUGGAUGUGCCUGUUAAAAGAAAACGGGAAUCUCUAGGACUUUCAAGAAGCAACUUCUCAGAUUCACUGAAGGACAAAAUGAAAGAGCUUUUUGAAAAUUUAGAACGCACCCGAUUUGAGUUGAAGGAGAAAGGGGAAGUGGAACAGUUUCUUCGGACUGAAAUUGCGAACUUUGAACGCAAUAUGGCAGAGCUUCGCCAACAAAACUUGAAAAUCUCUGAACUUUUGAACGCGCGUGUUCUGCAACAACGAGAUAAUCCAACACUCUGUCAUGAAAGAGUGAAACAAAGUACUCUUGAAUUGUUGCAAAAAGAAAAUGCAAACCUUCGUACAAUGCUUACUCAAGGGGAAUGUGACACAGUGCCUUUAGAGUCGCUUACACUUAGUGAGCAACGAUGCAAGCAACUUGAGAUAGAGCUAAAGUCAAGGGAAAAACGUAUGCAACGUUUGAAAGAAGUUUUUGCUCUAAAAUCCUCUGAAAUAAGAGAAGCUGUAUACUCCUUAUUGGGUUAUAAACUCGAAUUCAUGUCUAACGGUUGUGUGCGAGUGACGUCUAUGUACGCAAAAGAGGGCGAUAACUCAUUUCAGUUCGACGGUGAAUCAAGUACUAUGCAAAUUCUUGGUUCUUCAAAAAGUCCUGAGAUACAAAAUUUGGUCAAAUUUUGGUGUGAAGAACGAAAAACGAUUCCGGGUCUAUUAUCUGCACUCACACUUGAACUUAUUGAACGAAAUGAAAAUACAAGGUCAUAA
This is a messenger RNA of Schizosaccharomyces japonicus yFS275, 2404 nucleotides long. Its product is annotated as mitotic spindle checkpoint protein Mad1. The transcript has a single exon. Bases 305 to 2404 code for a protein of 699 amino acids. Gene Ontology annotation, cellular component: nucleus. Gene Ontology annotation, biological process: mitotic spindle assembly checkpoint signaling. The record is from RefSeq and is a predicted model, not a curated record. NCBI's taxonomy places the organism in Eukaryota, Fungi, Ascomycota, Schizosaccharomycetes, Schizosaccharomycetales, Schizosaccharomycetaceae.